Messenger RNA from Penicillium hordei, 279 nucleotides. RefSeq lists its product as uncharacterized. The coding region runs from base 1 to 279 and encodes 92 amino acids. Lineage: Eukaryota; Fungi; Ascomycota; Eurotiomycetes; Eurotiales; Aspergillaceae. The transcript has a single exon. The record is from RefSeq and is a predicted model, not a curated record.
AUGCAGGCGGCUAGCUUCAAAGCGAACAAAGUCCUGGCAAGCAUUCUCGAGAAAAUCAGAUCCCGACCAAGUGCGGUUAACUUGGAAGCGUUUCGUCCAUUCAAUUGCCGCUGGGCCGCCCCUCAUACUGACCGCCAGAAUGAACUGAUGGAGUUGGAUGUUGAGUGGGAGAUUGGCGGUUCCCAAAAGCUCGACCAGUUGGCUCAAGGCAGAACGCCGCUGGUGGACAAUUGCAUUGGAUCCAUCGAUGGGGUGUACCCACAACUAAUCCACGGCUAA